Messenger RNA from Oryza brachyantha (malo sina), 911 nucleotides. RefSeq lists its product as uncharacterized. Lineage: Eukaryota; Viridiplantae; Streptophyta; Magnoliopsida; Poales; Poaceae. The coding region runs from base 206 to 577 and encodes 123 amino acids. The record is from RefSeq and is a predicted model, not a curated record. The transcript has 3 exons.
CAACCACUCGCCAGCCAUUUUUGGCGCCGAACGGAAGAAGAAAAAAAAAUAUCCGGCCGCUGCCAUUCCCGCCACGUUCUUGCUACGCUACCCAGCCACCCAUCCAAUCCUCUCUCCACCCUUACUGCAGCAAUCGCGCGGAUUCUGCAGCAGCAGCAGCGGAAGGCGGCAACCGAUCGAAUCGAACCGAACCGAACGGUCCGCCAUGACGGCCAUGGUGGCGUCCACGGCGGCAACCUCCUCCUCCUUCUCCUACCACAAGCCGCGAUUCGCGGUGGAGUGCAGGAAGAAGGACCGGGACAGGGAGCGGGAGCGGGAGAAGGAGCACAAGUACCCCUUCAAGGUCGUCGAGAUCACGCCGCCGCCGCGUUGCCUCGGCGUCCGCUGCUUCCCCACGAACAUCCACUGCGGCGAGAGCGUGACGAUCGAAGGGCAGGCGUACACGGUGUCCGCGGUGACGCACCGGUACCAGCUGCGCAAGGGGCGGUACGAGCCCAGCGAGAAGCGCCUCGACGUCCUCUCCACCGGCAGAUACCUCCUCAACCUAUACCUCGACGGCCUCCUCGACAAGUCCUGAUCCACUCAUCGAUCGAUCAGUUGAUUAACACCGUGUACCGCAUAUUUUACCAGCUGAUCAUCAGCUCAACAGCUUAAACAUUGAUCAACUUUUUUUUUUUGGGGGGGGGGGGGUUGCCAUGGACGAUGUUUGCGUAUAACUACAGUAUUAGUUUGUGAACUAACUGCUGAGUGCGUACAGGUAAUGUUUUUCGUUGUCAUCUCACCACUGCCACUGUGAUCCCCAACACUUCUGAUGGACCACGGAUGCGCAUGAUCAGGAUAAGUUUGUGUGAUUCAAAAUAUAUACUUUUUAAAAUAAUGUUAAUGUACCAUACCAGAUAUAUAUGAUACAA